Messenger RNA from Dichomitus squalens LYAD-421 SS1, 2928 nucleotides. RefSeq lists its product as uncharacterized. The transcript is spliced from 6 exons. The coding region runs from base 1 to 2928 and encodes 975 amino acids. The record is from RefSeq and is a predicted model, not a curated record. Lineage: Eukaryota; Fungi; Basidiomycota; Agaricomycetes; Polyporales; Polyporaceae.
AUGCCCCCCAGGCCGCGCGACCCGCCCGCUGCGCCAGGACUGCUCGCGUCUGCAUUCAGCUUUGUGUCGCGGGAGCUCGAGUCGUUUGUUACCGCUGCGACAGGUGGAGAAGUGCAGCAGAAGACACAACCACAAGCAUCGAGUUCGCGCGUUACGCUCGAUGGGAAGAGGGGGAUACGCGAUGAUGGAGCUGACAGGAGGAGUGAGAGGGAUAGGGAGAGGGAGCGAGAGCGGAGGGCGAAGCGCGUGAGGAAGCGGAGCGAGGUUGAAGUCGAGCGGGCGCGGGCGAGACGACGGCUACGCGAGGAGGAUAGCGCCGAGCGCGCACAGAAGGCUAUUGCGAAGAAGAGGACGCCUGUUACGGAGGGGAGAGAGGAGGAGCGGGAGAGGUCGUCGGAGAGGGAGGCUGCCGAUGACGAGGAUGAUGAAUUGCCUGUACGACCGUUACCAAAACUAUUGAAGAAGAGGAGGCGAGAUGCUGUUGUCGAUGAUGUUAGGCAUGAGGAUGUGGUUGAGGAGGUCGACGAGCCUGGACCGCAACCGCAACCGCGAUCGUCACAACAGGGGAAGUCGGCCAAGAAGACCUUUCCUGCACCGUCGAAAUCGAAAUCGAUGCCAUCACCCCCAACGCCGCUUACUACACGAAACUCUCUCCCCUUUCCGACGAUGCCUGGCUCAUUUUUCGAACGAUCUGCAUCCCUCAUGCCUGAGGCGAUACCAACCCCCAUGAAACGUGCCGUCCCGCGUCCUCGCACACCUCCGCCAGCGAUCGAGGAAGAACCGGAAGAAGAAGAGGGACAGGCAGACGAACAGCAGAUCGCCUUGGCUCCAGAGCGGUCACCUGGACGGGGGCGUUCACAGAGCCUCACGAAGGGAAAGUCGAUGGAUGCAGAUCAGGCAGGGCCUUCGCGGCACCGAGAACCGUCACAUCACCGUUCCAUAUCCACCGAAGAGCUCGAACCUGGACCCUUGGAGCCUGCGGCAAGGUCGACUUCGAGGAAAGGCAAGGAGCGUGCGUGGGAUACCUCGGGGGAGAUCAGGGUGCGAGGCAAGGAGCAAGAGUUGCACGAGGCUAGGGAGGAUCAUGCACGGAACGCUCACGCAAGAGACGAUAGCGAGCGUGAGAGGGACAAACAACGGAUUCGCAUGCUUGAAGAGGAGGUCGCUCGUCUGCGGGUCGAGUUGGCCUCGAAGAGCGGUCCGAAUGCCGCUGCGAUGAUGCCCCCUCCCCCACCACCACCGCCUCCGCCGCAUAUGCGCGUUCAGGCCUCGACGUCCUCGUCAGGGAAUCCAGCGAAUUUCUUCGCCUCUGCACGUGCCAAUCUCAAACAUACCGGGCCUCCAGUCGAGGCACCAAUCAACGCGGUCGCGUACGGCGGGGCACGGACGCGCAAGGCGGGUCAGCCCACCGUCAAUGUGCCCUCAGAUAAGAUGGCUGCGUUCUUGCAAGAGAUGAAGAGCAAGCGAUUGCGCAAGGUGAGCGGGCCGGCUGGGUCGAUGGGCCCGCCUCAGUUUGCACCGUCUGCUGCUGGGGAUAUCGCCGGAGAGACACGGGCAGGCGUGGUCAGCGAGGCGAGGAGGGCGGCGAUCUUGGGGGACACUUCGUUUGACACGGGUGUCGCUGCGAGAAUAUUCAUCGGGGAGAAGAGGAAGAGGGACGCGGCGGAGGAACCUAUUGGCCCCUUUAAGCGUCGCGAGACAGCUUUCAUUCGGUCAGACAUCACUGGCGGAUCCUCGUCUGCGUCGAGCUCGCAAUCGUCACAGUCCUCUACCAGUUCUCAGUCUUCUGCGGCCAGUUCCCAGUCCACGGCGUCUACCUCUUCUCAGUCCUCGGUUUCCCGCUCGAGCUUGUUUGACACAGCCCCCUCUACGUCUCGUCCCCGUACAUCCCAUUCGAAGUCGAAGGCUCCGCUGCGCAUCUGGCCUGCUCGUGCGUCGGAGACCGACCUCACGACGCCUUCUCUAUGCUCGGACAACGAGAACGACCACAGUGGGCACAGUGAGGACAAGCUCCCCGACACGCCUUCGGACAGCGGCCGCGGCGUCGGCGCGGAUACGGUGCUGCCAAGGGAACUGACAAGCCAACCGCAGCGGCGCGAAGAACCCGAGAUCAUCGACGUGGACGCGCUGGAGACUCCGCCUCAGGUGAAGCACAAGCCAUCUCCCAGUCCCAGUCCCAGCCCCGAACCAGAGCAAACUGCGGGGGCAGGGGCGGAGGCAGAGACCGCGAGGAAGAACGCCUUCGCGCGCAGGAUCCCGGAGAGCCCCAUGCCGUCGAGGUCGCCGGUGAAGCCGAAGCCGCCUGCGAGGGCGAAGGCUGCCAAGGUUCCCGUGCCCACUAAGCUGCCGAGACGCGUGCCUGUCAAUCCGCCCCCGCGGGACGAUGGGUCGGACAGCGACGACCCGUUGAUUAUGGCGCGGGCGCGGACAGAAGGGCUGGGUGGGAGCUUGUUCGACGAGGAGCUGCCUGUCGCUGGGCCUUCGCGCGUCUCCAGGGCGAGAGAGAAGACCGCGACGUCUGCUUCCUCUGGCCACAGCCGCAGUCGAUCGUUGUCACAAGCUCAGGCUCAGGCUCAAGCGCAAGCGGAGGCGGAGGCGGAGCUGAAGGGCGAGAGGCCCGCGUCGAGGCUGUCGAACCAUGCCAAGCGCCGUCUGACGCUCGACGAGGAGCUCAGGAGGGCGGGGGAUAGCUUGUGGAGGGAGUCCUCGGAGGAGCCUCGGCAGCCUCCGAGCGAGCCUGAGGUGGAUCUGGACAGCGGGCAGCUCGUCGCAUUCGGGACGCGGAGCAGCCAGAGGGGGUUUCUUGCGAGGGGAGGCGGGGCUGGUGCGCCUGUGUUCAUGGGCGAGGGGUACGUCCAGGGUGCGGUCGCUGACGAAGGGGAGGAGAGACUACGUCCGAGGGCGAGCACUGGGGCGAGGAGGAGAUGA